Selaginella moellendorffii is the source of this 2040-nucleotide messenger RNA. Its product is annotated as pentatricopeptide repeat-containing protein At1g63330. The record is from RefSeq and is a predicted model, not a curated record. Gene Ontology annotation, molecular function: protein binding. NCBI's taxonomy places the organism in Eukaryota, Viridiplantae, Streptophyta, Lycopodiopsida, Selaginellales, Selaginellaceae. The coding region runs from base 1 to 2040 and encodes 679 amino acids. The transcript has a single exon.
AUGGAUCUUGCGCCAUUACCAGCGCCAGCGCCAUCGCUCCAACAGCAGCAGCAGCAGCAUCAGGACGAGAAAAUGGCCAGGUAUUCCAUCAAUUCCAGGAUCAUCCUCGAUCUCCUCAAGAAUGCCAAGCGCGGCGAGAGCAUGGACGAGAUCAUGAGACAGUGGAGCGGCUUGCUCACGACCUACGUCGUGGCGGAUGUUCUCAAGCAUCUCCCGAGCUCCGAGGCGGCUCUCCGGUUCUUCGAGUGGGCACCCAAGCGAAUGGGCUACGAGCACAACGUCUUCACGUACAACAAGCUCCUCCUCCAGCUGACGAGAGAGCAUCGCCACGACAAAGCCAGCGCCGUGUUCCAGGAGAUGAUCGACAAGUCCUGCCAGCCCGAUGCCUUCACCUUUGCGAUUCUCUUGCGGGGACUUUGCCGAUCCAACCAGCUCGAGAAAGCUCGCCAGCUCCUGGGAAGAAUGAAGGAGAUGGGGUGCGUUCCAGACGAUGCCAUCUACAAUGCUCUCAUCUCCGGCUACUCCAAGGCCAAGGAUUUCGGCCAAGCAUUCAAGUUCCUGGCCGAGAUGGUGAAGAACCAUUGCCUUCCAACGGUGGUCACGUACACGAACAUCGUGGAUGGGCUUUGCAAGGCCGGGCGGACCAAGGACGCGGUGAAGUUACUGGAUGAGAUGCGUGACAAGGGAUGCUCUCCGAACAUCUAUACUUACAACGUGAUCGUGGAGGGGCUUUGCGAGGAGAGGAAGCUGGACGAGGCCAAGAAGAUGCUCGAGGAGAUGGCUGUGCGAGGAUACUUUCCAGACGUCGUGACUUACAACUCGUUCAUCAAGGGACUUUGCAAGUGCGACCGAGUGGACGAGGCACGAAAGUUUCUGGCGAGGAUGCCUGUGACUCCCGACGUCGUGAGCUACACCACGGUGAUUAACGGGCUUUGCAAGUCCGGGGAUUUGGAUUCAGCGAGCAGGAUGCUGGAUCAGAUGACCAACCGUGGCUGCACUCCCGACGUUGUCACGUACUCCUCGUUGAUAGACGGGUUUUGCAAAGGUGGCGAGGUGGAACGAGCCAUGGGUCUUCUAGACUCGAUGCUGAAGCUCGGGUGCCGGCCAAACAUGGUAGCUUACAACUCGCUGCUCGGGGCUCUCCACAGGCUGGGACAUAUUGGCAAGGCUGAGGACAUGCUAGUCGAGAUGGAGAGGCGGGGAUUUACUCCAGACGUGGUUUCCUACAACGCUUGCAUUGACGGGCUUUGCAAGGCGGAGCGAGUGAAGAAGGCCAAGGCCGUGUUUGACAGGAUGGUGGAGAGGGGCUGUACGCCCAACGCCUCGAGCUACAGCAUGUUGGUGGAGGAGCUUUGCAAGAAAAAGGAGCUUGACGAUGCUAUAACUCUGGUGGAACAAGCUCGCGAGAAAUAUCAGAUUGUGGACAUUCUUCUUUACACGGUGCUGCUGGACGGGCUUUGCAAAGGUGGUCGAUUCGACGAAGCUUGUGCGCUGUUUAGCAAAGUUUUGGACGAGAAGAUCUGCGAGCCGGACGUGUUCUUCUACAACGUUAUGCUCGACAGUCACUGCAAGCGCAGGCAGAUUGAUAAAGCUCUCCAGAUUCACAAGCAGAUGCUAGAGAGGAACUGCUGCAACGUCGUCACCUGGAAUAUUUUGGUUCAUGGACUGUGCGUGGACGACAGGCUCUCAGAUGCGGAGACGAUGCUUCUGACGAUGGUGGACGAGGGAUUUAUUCCGGACUUCGUCACGUAUGGGACACUAGUCGAUGCUAUGUGCAAAUGCGGAAAAUCUGCGGCCGCUCUAGAACUGUUUGAGGAGGCAGUAAAAGGUGGAUGUGUGCCGGAUGUUGUCACCUACAGUGCUUUGAUCACGGGGCUUGUCCACGAGAACAUGGCCGAAGAAGCAUAUCUGCUCUUCACGAAACUUGUCGAGCGACGCUGGGUGCCGGAUGACAAAACGCUCGGCCUUCUUCACAGGAAGCUGAAGCUGUUGAACAAGCCAAGGAAGGCGGAGGUGGUGGACUUGUACUUGACCACUUGA